AUGGGUAACAAAACCCUUGCAAAAUCGCUGUCCUCGGGGAACCCUGUUAGCGCGGAGAUCGAGGAUCUCGCCAACGCUCAGGAUGCCAACGCUUUUGAGCACAACUUGACAUUCCUUCAGGCGCUCAGAUUAUAUCCAACAGGAGUCAUAUGGAGUAUCGUCAUGUCAACCGCAGUCAUUAUGGAAGGCUACGACACGAAGCUGAUUGGAACUCUCUACGCUCAACCAGCCUUCCAGAAGGCUUUCGGAAAUCUUGUUAAGGGAGACAAGUAUCAGAUAUCGGCACCGUGGCAGGCCGGACUGAGCAAUGGCUCCAUUAUUGGUCAACUCGCAGGCUUGCUCCUUGCAGGCUAUUUCUGCGAGCGAUAUGGAUUUCGCGCAAGCAUGAUGUGGGGUCUCCUAAUCACCAUCGCUUUCGUAUUUAUUACUUUCUUUGCUAAGUCACUUGUGGUUCUUUUGAUUGGCCAAAUACUAUUUGGAAUUCCCCUGGGCUUCUUCCAGACCAUCACCGUCAUCUACGCCCUCGAGAUCACACCGAUGUGUCUGCGGGCCUACCUGACUAAUUAUGUCAACCUCUGCUGGUUCUUUGGUCAAAUCACAUGUAUUGGCGUCCUACGUGGUCUCCUGAGUCGAGAAGAUGAAUGGGCUUAUCGCAUUGCCUUUGCUGUACAGUGGGUUUGGCCAGUCAUUUUGAUACCCAUUGUGUACUUCGCCCCAGAAUCGCCCUGGUGGCUUGUGCGUAAGGGCCGUGUGGAAGAAGCUCGAAUGAUUGUCAAACGCCUGACAUCCCCCAAGAACCUUCAAUUCGACAUUGACAAGAAUGUUGCUCUAAUGAUAGUCACCACUGAGCACGAGCGGGCUUUGGAUGGAAGAACAUCAUACCGCGCCUGCUUUUCGAAGGUAAACCUUACCAGGACCCUCAUAGUCAUGGGCAUCUACUGCAUCCAAAUCUUCAGCGGAAAUCCCCUCCGCGGAUCCUCGACGUACUUUCUCGAGCAAGCUGGCCUAUCCACUACUCAAUCCUUCAAUAUGGCUAUUGUCGGCUACGCAGUCGCCAUAGUCGGCAGCUUCUUUUCAGUAAACGGUCUGAUACUGAUGUUUGCCCUCAUGAUCAUCAUCGGGGCUCUGGGCGUCCCACAAGCGAUGCUACCUGAUUCUGGUUACUCGUGGGCGAUCGGCUCCAUCCUGAUCGUCUCAUCCUUCCUGUACAGCUGUACUAUUGGUCCACUGACCAACACGCUGUGCUCGGAGAUCCCGUCGGCGCUCCUACGCAGCAAGUCGAUCGUGCUUGCGCGCUGGGUGUACACGCUCACCAACAUCAUCGUCUCAGUCCUGAACUCUUACAUGCUCAAUCCCACCGCUUGGGACUGGUCUGCCAGGGCCGGCUUCUUCUGGGGCGGCUGGUGUUUCAUUGCUCUCAUCUUCGCCCUUUUCCGCAUCCCGGAGACCAAGGAUCGCACUACUGCCGAAUUGGAUAUCCUCUUUGAGCGGAAAAUCACCCCGCGUGCCUUUUCUAAGAAUCCUGUGGAUCUUACUGCGGCGAUCGAGGCUACGGAAGACAAAGCUGUUUGA
Molecule: messenger RNA, 1572 nt
Organism: Penicillium canescens
Lineage: Eukaryota; Fungi; Ascomycota; Eurotiomycetes; Eurotiales; Aspergillaceae
Exons: 5
Coding region: 1-1572 (523 amino acids)
Biological process (GO): transmembrane transport; carbohydrate transport
Cellular component (GO): membrane
Molecular function (GO): carbohydrate:proton symporter activity
Source: RefSeq, a predicted model, not a curated record